AUGCGUGGUCCAAUAGACGCUAUUAUUGUAUGUCGGCGCGCCGUUGCAUGUACUUCCGUUUUCCCAAUUUACUUCCGCUUCCUCGUCUUUUAAUUAUAUUUACUUCCGUUUCCUCAUAUUUAGUUUUAUCGGUUUAUCUUUCAGUUGUAUCGGUUUAUCACAUUGAUGUACUCGAUUGAUAUACAUUUCAGAUAUUUUGUCCGCUAAAAACCUUCAUAGAAACAUUUCAAAGCAAAUUCCUAAUAUCCUUCUUCCGAAAUAUUUUUCUUAGAAAACUUGUUUGGAUCAAAAGAGCUUUUAUUUUAUAAAGUUCUAAGAUAAACAGAUAAGCACAAAUACACAAACCAAAGCAACCUGGUAAAUUUUUGGCCAUGGUUAUCGCUAAACAAACUUUGAACAACCUGCCCCAGUGGUGUUUUGUGUUGGUGUUAUUUUGUAUCUCCCGGCAAACCGGGCUCACGUUGUGAACAGGCCCUGAAUUCCAGUAUUUUUUAAAUGAGAUUUAUGUUAAAUGGACGUCCCCAUUACUUUAAUAAGUUUGCAUUUCAAAAGCAGGUAGAAAACAAGAAUAACAGUUGUUUAUAUAUUUUAUUUGAUAGGCUACACUUAAUGCCAGAACAUCAAUAUUAGCUGCGGCAAAUCCCAUUGGAGGCCGUUAUGACAGGACAAAAUCUUUAAAGGUAUUGUAAUACAUGCAGUGUAAUACAUAUGUAGCAAGUUUGUAUGCAAGUUUAAAGUGCCACAAACUCCACUAUUACCCAUUUUGGGCAUACGUAACUAAAUAGCGUAAUAUUUGAAGAAGAAGAUUCCAUAUCUGGAAUCUUCUUAGAAUGCUAAGUGCAAGAAUUUUCCAGAUAUGACUACAUUAGAUUAGCAUAAAACAAAGGAAAACUAAUUUGCAAUUCAUCUAAUGUCGUCAUGUAGGCUAUAUCUGGAAACUUCUACAGUGAAAAAGUUGACUAAAAUGAGUCGUGUUUCAUUUUACGUUUUAGCACAACUUAAAUUUAUCUGCUCCUAUCAUGUCUCGGUUUGAUUUGUUCUUCAUUCUUGUUGAUGACUGUAAUGAGGUAGGUAUAUAAAUCUACUGAGGAGAUUUCUUCGAGUGAAAAUUUUAUUACUGAAACGUUUCACGCGCGAGGCAAUUUUUGAGAAAGUAAUUUGAGCAUGUCCCGCCUUCUAUUGUUUGCACUUUUACUUUCUUUAAGGCCCUGUCUCACUAUUGCGUAUGAGAGAAACGUAGGCCUAUGAGAAGCGUAUGAAAAUUAAUGAAAUAAUUUUCAUACGCAUAAAAAUCCUUUGAAAUGCGAGCGUAUGAGUACCGUACAUCUGGCGUACCUCUAGCGUAUUCAGCGUGUGCCUAGAGUAUACUUAUCGUAUAAACCAUACGUCCGAAUAUGCACAAAAAUUUUGAGCAUGCUUAAAAAAAAUGUUCUGCCUCGCCGUAUGCCAGCGUAUGCGACCGUGCUUGAAACGUAUACAACCUAAGCCUAACGUACUCCUAGCGUAUGUCAGCGUAUACCGGCGUAUGAGUGAUAUUUUUCAUACGCUGGCAUACGCUAGUACGAUACGCAAUAGUGUGACAGGGCUUUUACAUACAAUAUGCUCAACAUACUCGACUACUUCUUUAUAUAACAUGGCUCUGUGAUUGACUCCGAAAUUGCAUUGCAAGUUGCGUGGAAAUCACGUGGAAAUUACAUUGUAUAUGAUGUCGAUAUAUCAUAUGAUAUGAACCAUCUAACUACAAAUGUGUUUUUUUUUGGGGGGGGGGGGUCGAAAAAUUUUAUUCUUAUUGUUUUGAUUACUGCCAAGAUGAAUUUUAAAGUUUGGUCAAGACAAAUAUCGUCUUGGCUGAGCAGACUUAUAGGAGGUUUUUCUAUACAGACAUGCAACCGGCUGCAGGAGUCGGCUAAACUUUAUUUCAAACAAGGUCAAAGGAUGAUGGUUUUCCUUGCGAUAUAUUGACAUCUAGUUUUGCUAUAUAGUGAACUGUAGAUCCCUUCUUUAGCUUGUGUGUGGAAGUUGACGAAACUUGUUAACAUUUGAUUAUAUUUUAGGUAACAGAUUAUGCUAUUGCCAGACGUAUUGUUGACUUACACAGUCAUAUGGAAGAAUCUGUCGAGCGAGUGUACAGUGUGGUAAGUUCGGCAUCCUCUAGGAUUUUAUAGAAACUGUUAUUGUAGUUUAUACUACAGUUUCUGUGAUAACAGUGUUGUCACAAAACCUAGACACAAAUAAUUUUGUGUUAAAGUUGUUUCCUUUCUCUUAAUGUUAUGUCUCAUCCUUUUUACGCAGGAAGAUGUUCAGCGAUAUAUGUUGUUCGCAAGACAAUUCAAACCGUUGGUAAGCUAUUUACUUCCUUAAGCUUUCUCUUGUUCUCUAUAGUAAUGGGGAAACGUUCAGACACGUUACUAUAUACGUGUAGUAACUGCGAAAAUUUACUCUUUUCUUUUGCGUUAACCUUUAGAUAAGUAAAGAAGCUCAAGAAUUCUUCGUGGAACAAUAUAAACAUUUACGUCAGAGAGAUUGUUCAGGUGAGAGAGUUUAAAUAUUUAUUGCAGUUCCUGUAUUACUAGCCACUAUUAAUAUGUGUGCUAAAAUCCUCAUGUAAAACGUUUAUCCAUGUCGUCAAAGUGUUCUUUAAUUCUUUUGGCUGUACAUACAUGUACAGCUACUGCUUGCUAUUAAAUUGCCUAUCGCGGCGUCAAUCCACAGCAUCGGCUUAUUUGCUAGCAUUACUUGUCUGGAUGUUGCAUGAUCUCCAUACUUAGCCUUAAACUCUUAGCCAAUCAGGAGACACAUAGUUGCUAGACUGCUAGAAUGUAUGGAAAUUAUAGUAAAUUGUUGCACUCUGUUAUGGAACAUCUUGUAAUUAAACAUGCAUACAUAUCUUAUAUAUCAUAACUCAUGAAUAAAAAUUUCCUUUGCAUUUCAUCAGGUGUCGCUAAAACAUCAUGGAGAAUUACUGUCCGUCAACUGGAAAGUAUGAUUAGACUGUCUGAAGGCAUGGCGAGGAUGUACUGUCAAGACACUGUAAGACUUGUAUUAUUUUGCAUUACAGUAAAAACGUCAACUCAGAGGUUGCCAUAGAGAAUCUGAGAACCUAUAGUUGUUCAUAAAAGUCCGCGUUACUACUUGCAAUUUCACAUCCAUCAGAAGAAGAAAAUCGCAGCAAGAAUUGCAAGUGUAAACGGACAUUAUAUAUACCGGUCCAGUCAGUAGUCAACUGAUUUAUAAACUACAGUUACAAGUCAUUAAUACACUACAGAAUGUGGCUGAACCACCUAGAGCUACUAAAUUCCGAAUCCUACCAAAAUCCUCUGGGAACUAUACCCAGAGCUACCAAAUUCAUACCAAAAUCCUCUGGGAACUAUACCCAGAGCUACCAAAUUCGUACCAAAAUCCUCUGGGAAGUACCCAAAUCCUGUGGGAUCUAGGAACAGGUGUGUAUAAGUCACGAUCUUCUUUAUCUCUAUUCUAUUGAAGGUUCAGCCAAAGCACGUUAAAGAAGCAUUCAGAUUGCUCAACAAGUCCAUCAUUCGAGUGGAAACACCAGAUAUUCAGUUUGAUGACGAGGAAGAUCAGCCUGAAGGUAUGUAAGGGGCCAUAUCCGUAUUCAAGUUGCCAUACAAUCAACAUUAUUAUUAGGCCAGAUGAUGAGAUACAGUAAGUUCAACAUUAAAGGCGGUUUUCCAGUCCUUGCACGAAGCUCCUCGCUGCGAGUGCGUGUAUCUAAUUAAAAUUAACUGUUUUGCAUUGUGAUUGGAUGAAAGUGCUCAUGCAUGCACUCGCGGCGAGCUGCGAGGAGCUUCGUGCGAGGACUGGAAAACCGCCUUAAGACUUAGUUGAAUUAAGAUUUAUGGAGCUACUGGCCAACUCAGUCAUACAAUCCUGAACGAUCAGACAAUCCUGCACGGAAAAUUUAAAUGCCUUCACGCGGGCUUUUUAAAGUUUUUUAACGUGUGAAGUUAAUAGUAUGACGAGAGACAAGUUAACAAAACCGUUAGUCAAUUUAAUAAAGUUAAAUAACGUUUAAAUAAAGUUAACCAUUGUUUCACUGUAGUUCUUUUAUAAAACAGUUAUCCAUUGUUUCACUGUAGUUAUUUUAUAAAACAACAAGUCGCCUGCUCAGGCGUUCACACUGGCCUUCGCGGUUGGUAAAAUACCAUCGCAAUAUUCUAAAAAAUAAUUUGAAAUAUAACAAAAUACGUCACACAAUUACAGCGUCUAAGAUUUGUAACGUAGUUAAACACGAAACUCGUUCUGAUUAACAUUGUGUAGAACUGGUCCUAACUCCAAUCCUAAUCCAUGUCGUAAUCACCUGAACAUGUUUUGGCUAAAUUUCGAAAUCCUGAGCCCACGAUGCCACAAUGGAAAGUCACACUUGCGACAAUGCCAUUCUAUGACACUGACUGCGGCCAGUGUAAUUACCAAACGAUUUUCCGUGCAGGAUAGCGUCAUCCAUGCACGCGAGAUGUUGCAAGACUUUCGGAAAGCGUAAAAAUACCAGAGCCAGAGGACGAGCGUUUUUUACGCUUUCCGAAUGUUUCGCAAUAUCCCAAUUGCAUGGAUGACGCUAUCUUGCAUGGAAAACGAUUUGGUAUUCCUUUAAUCUAAACCUAGAGUUAAUGGCAUUGUACAGUAACAACACCACACGUUAUAUGAAGCUAGUUAUCUAAGUCUGGAGUUAAUGGCUGCAGCUCCAUUCCAAGACUGGCAUAUCUCCAUAAAAAUAGAAUGUGAACCAGUGAUGUUUUCCAUUUAGCAAUGGAUGAGGAUGGUGAUGAUGAGACACCAGCUGAGAAUGGUAUGGUCAAUGGUCAUGGUGAUGGUCCUAGUGAAACAUCAAAAUCAAAAGUUCGUUUGUCGUAUGAAGAUUAUAAACAUAUGGCAAAUCUUAUGAUCAUGCAUAUAAGACAUGAGGAGGACAAAAGAGAAGGUAGGGCAGGGAUGGAUUUACUGGGGGGUGCACCUCUCCUAGCCUUGGAAAACGGGGGUACCCAAUUUCCUUGGAUUUGAUAAGGAAAUCGAACAAACAAGAAUAUAAUUGAGACAAAAUGACGGCUAGCCGUUUUGUGAAAGUUACUGAUAAAGAGUGAAUAUUCCCCGAUAAUCACGUCGCCUUCGGCGAAUAAUUGUUAAUUACUUGAUCAUAUGAGGUAUAAGCUGCAGUCUUAGAUGCAACAUGCAGAAAACAACAAAAUAUGCCAGUAUAGUGUUACCGAUGUGUAUACUAUAUAACAUAUAAAUAUAAAAUGAAUGAUGAUUGUGCAUUUGUGACUAAAAUUGCAACUGUAUUUGCUGAUUCCGUCAUAAGUGAACUGAAAUUUUAAUAACUGAAAUUUUACUGUAAUGUGGUGAGUGUAUUUGGAAAUAUUGUCUCUUUCCAGAUGGAGACAGCUUACGUCGAAGUGAUGUUGUAAAUUGGUAUUUAAAGGAGGUCGAAGGUGAAAUUGAAACUGAGGAAGAAUUAGCACAGAAGAAAUUCUUAGUUGAUAAAGUGCUUGAUAGACUUAUUGGUCACGUGAGUAAUAAUAAUUGCAAUCUCUAUAUGCUAUUCAGAAGAACAUGAAGGGGAAGGGAGAUUAGUACUUAUAAAUUCUAAAUAUUUGGAAAUUUUUAUUUGGAAAGUGUUGGUUGUCAUAAGACGUUUGGCCAAGAUUGUACUGUUGCUUAAAUUUAAAACUUUAUUUUAAAAUUUGUUUCUGAUAAGGUUUUUUACAACAAAAUAACGUUAGCAUUGGCUAGCUGUUCAACAGAAUACGUUCAUAAGAACUUUGUGGUUGCUGCACUAACAAUAAUUUGAAAAUAUUGUUGCUCUAAUGAAUGACAUAUCUCAAAUACCGUCGUUGGCACCUACGGUUGAACAAUCGGAGAUAGGCACAUCUAUAUUUUCACGUAUAACAUUGCACAUCUGUCAAAACGUCAUCAAAGCAUAUCACAAUGUUCCUCUAAUAACGAUCGGACGUUUUCCACACAAUUGUUUUCAACCAAAUGCUCAAUUGACUGGGUAGCGCAAAUAAUGACUGGGUAGCGCAAAGAAUGUGGGAUUAUAGUUUUACAGUCUAUUUUACAAUGCAAAACAGGUCUAUUUUACAAUACAAAACAUUUAAUAUAAUGCUUCAGGCAAUUACCAUGUUUGACCUGGAAUUUUUGACCGUCAGCUCUUAACAAACAGAAACGUUUACAUGAUUUUAUCUACGACUGUUCACUGUUAGAUACAAACGACGAUAAUCGACCUGACUAUUCUUCAUUUUAUGUUUCGAUCUAGGAUCAUGUUAUCUUAGCCUUGCAGCGACAAGAAACAGAAGACACUGAAUCUGACAAGUCUGACCCAUUCCUGGUUGUCCAUCCGAACUAUGUGAUCGAGUGA
Molecule: messenger RNA, 6370 nt
Organism: Paramuricea clavata
Lineage: Eukaryota; Metazoa; Cnidaria; Anthozoa; Malacalcyonacea; Plexauridae
Source: the annotation of a GenBank genome assembly